Glycine soja is the source of this 1176-nucleotide messenger RNA. RefSeq names its product heavy metal-associated isoprenylated plant protein 21-like. Bases 214 to 651 code for a protein of 145 amino acids. The transcript has 4 exons. Gene Ontology annotation, molecular function: metal ion binding. NCBI's taxonomy places the organism in Eukaryota, Viridiplantae, Streptophyta, Magnoliopsida, Fabales, Fabaceae. The record is from RefSeq and is a predicted model, not a curated record.
UAACUUUAUGAGCACAUAUGUCCACUUGAAUUAUUUCUUCUUAUAAUAAUAUUAACACAAUGUUCUAGACACUGCUUUGGAAGUUCAACUUUCUCUCUAUCUAGCUGUGAAUCUUUAGUUUCCUAAACAAACACCACGCCCUCACGAUUGAUAAUUUGUGCCUGUCUUCUCUCUCACUCACUCUUCUCUUUCCUUUUUGGAAAGGAAAUUAAAAUGGGUGCACUUAACUACAUCAUCUCCAACUUUUGCACGGUUCCCAGCAAAAAGAUCAAAACAAUGCAGACAGUUGAGAUCAAAGUCAAAAUGGACUGUGAUGGCUGUGAACGAAAAGUUAGAAAUGCAGUGGCGACAAUCAAAGGAGUAAAAUCUGUGGAGAUAAACCGAAAGCAAAGCAGGGUGACAGUGAAUGGUUGUGUUGAUCCAAACAAGGUAUUGAAUAGGGUAAAGAGAACUGGGAAGAAAAGAGCUGAAUUUUGGCCUUAUGUUGCACAGCAUGUGGUCACAUAUCCUCAUGCCUCCGGCAUCUAUGACAAAAGGGCACCCGGUGGCUAUGUUCGAAAUGUCCAAACAUUUACACCAUCUGCUGAUACAGAAGAGAAAUUUAUGUCCCUUUUCAGUGAAGACAACGUAAAUGCAUGCUCCAUCAUGUAAUACACUGUAAUAUAUAUCUACCAGCUUUUUUCUUUACACUUAAUUGGUGGUUCGAAGUGUGAUGGAGAAGAGUCAAUGAAUGUACUCACUCUUUUUUUCUACUUUUUGUUAAUGUGCUUCGGGACAAAAACUCUGAAUUGCCAUGCUAGCGUCAAUUAUUGAAACUUCGUGGAAACUGAAAAACGCUGGAGUGCAAUCAAACUUUAGAAGGUAUAAUGUAUUAAAAUAGCAGAAAUCAUUUUUUAAAGGUGUUGAGAGGAAUUUGAUUCUUGCUGCCUACCACAGACAAAUCGAAUAACGCAAAGGACCACUGUUACUCCUAACUCAUUCGUUAAGUCAAUGUGUAAUACUUCACUUAUACCAUAAUUAAGUAUUUUUUAUUUUAACUUUAUUGCCUGUGGAAGACAUGAUUGAUAACAUGUCAGGGUAAAGGGAUUUAUAAGGGACUUGUAUUAGCAACGAUUGUUUCAAUUGGUGAAUAUUGUGUCUUCUUGCUUUUGGAAUAAGACAAUAUAUAACUUUUAU